UGGAAAUCUAAUGAGAUUAUGGUUAAAAAUAACUAUAUAACUACAGAUAAUUUUGUUGUGUAUCCGAGAUAUUUUGAAAUUUUGGACGAUGAAACAGAUAUGAUAAACAUUGUUUUUCGCCCUACCAAUUUUGAAAAAAUCAUAGAAAAUUUUGUUUUAAUAACAGACGGUGGUACUAAAAAAAUGUUCAGUGUAAGAGGAGCUGGUAUGUUAUUUUGCAAGGAGUUUAUAAAAGUUCAUGUAGAUGUUCUUGUAGAAGAAGAAAUUAAGUUAGUUUACAAAGACUAUAAUUUUAUACAAGGCAGCGAUUCCCAUGCUCAUGAAACAGAUAAUAACACUGGACUAGAUUCUUCAACGGAUUGUGCGUGGCACCUACCAUCAGUUGAUGGAGACGUAUUGUCCGAAGUGGAUAGCGAAAGUCAUACUUUGGCCUAUGUCGUGGACUAUGACGCCUAUCCAAAUGUUACUCCUUUUAGUACGUUUGCGUUUCUAAAACCUUAUGGAAAAGAUGCAGACAAAGUCGACAUUAACGUCACUCCAAGUUCUGGUGUGGUUCAAAAACUCAAACAUAUAAAUGUACAAAUAUCAAUAAUACCAAAGGAAACGGGUAUAUUGGAUGAAAUUUACGUUCCCUGCUUUGUUGGUUUAAAUCAUUGCUUAUUGAAGCUACGAAUUAUGAUCGUGGUUGAUACAGUACACGUUUAUUUGUAUUUGCCAAGAAUAAACUUUUUUGAUAAAAUAAAAUGGCCAAAAAUCAGAAAAGAAAAAUAUGAUCUAUGUUUAUGUGGAGAAGGUGUGGAUUUUAAUUAUGAUGAUUCAACAGAGUCUCUUGUAGUAAAACAUGAAACUGAUAUCGUUGAAAAGUAUAAACUUUCCAGUAGCUCAUCUGAAGAAGAAAUAAAAGCUAACCAUAGUACAAAUACUUUCGAUAGUUCGGAACUCAAAUCAGCCUAUUUAAAAAUUUGCCAAGGGGUAGAUGAAUCUCCUGCUCCAUGUGCACAACUAUCAUUUAGAGAAACGGAGGAUUCUCUAAUUAUAGUUACGGAUUUGAAAGAAGAAUUAAGAAAGCAGUUUGGAAAGAAUAUCAUUUUGCAGGAGAAUGUUAUUGAGCUAAGGAAUAUUAAAUUAAAAACACGUAUGUUACUAAAAUGUAGUUAUUUGUUUAAAUUAUAGUUUGAUGGUCAACAAGAUAAUUUUGUAAAAGAUUAAAUUACAAAUAUUUUCAAUUUCACAUUAAAAUUAAGAAGAGCACAUCUAUUAUUGUAUAAAGGU
This is a messenger RNA of Brassicogethes aeneus, 1272 nucleotides long. The record is from the annotation of a GenBank genome assembly. Lineage: Eukaryota; Metazoa; Arthropoda; Insecta; Coleoptera; Nitidulidae.